Acytostelium subglobosum LB1 is the source of this 1659-nucleotide messenger RNA. RefSeq lists its product as hypothetical. The transcript is spliced from 3 exons. Bases 1 to 1659 code for a protein of 552 amino acids. The record is from RefSeq and is a predicted model, not a curated record. Lineage: Eukaryota; Evosea; Eumycetozoa; Acytosteliales; Acytosteliaceae.
AUGAUCAAGUUUGUUGCCAACCUUUACCAAAUGUACAGCCAAGAUGCAUUCAUAAAUGUACUUUCCAUAAAUAGCAACUACCACUGUGUCCACACAACAGUCAACUGUAGCGACUACUGUAGCCUCGACCACAUCAACAUCGACAGUGGCAUCGACAUCGGUCUCGACUCAAUCGACUGUUGCCAGCACUGUGGCAUCCACCACGACAGCACCAGCUUCCACCACAUUCUCGACAAUAGUCUCUACCUCGGGUGUCUCAUCAACCAUCACCCAGACCACGACUGCGACCACUACGGGUGUGACGACAGCAAUAGUAUCAACUGGAUCAACGAUAUACGUCAGCCGAGCGAGCCUUAUGUGGCCGGCUCCAUGCUCACACUCAAGCGCAAGGCCGACAACACGGUGUAUGGCACACAGACCACCACAGCCAACAGCCCCAGCUACUUGUUCAGCAACGUUCCAUUCGGCGACUAUUGCAUAUCCGCGUCGGUACCCACCGGCUACAACCGCCUGGAUGUGGUCAACGCGGACAAUGCAUUCGAUAGCACCAACAACUUCUGUUUCUCGCUGCUCGCCGACAGGGUGAUCAACGCUGGCUUCAGGAAGCCCAACUACAAGAUCAGUGGAUUCGUCUGGGAGGACACCAACACGGACAACCUGCACCAGAGCACCGACCCCUUCGUGGCGGGCUCCCAGUUCACUCUCAAGAAGAAGGACAACGAUCGUUGGCAUACAGACUGCCACGGCCAACAACCCCGGCUACGCAUUCAACAACGUCCAGGCGGGCGACUAUUGUAUCUCGUCAAUGCUGACAAUGCAUUCGACGUCAACAACAACUUCUGCUUCACCCUGUCCGCAGACCGCGCCAUCAACGCUGGCUUCAGGAGGAAGCUGUUCAAGGUGUCUGGAUUCUCGUUUGAAGACACCAACAAUGAUAAUGGGCGCCAGACUUUCGACCCAUUCAUGGUCGGCACAGUGAUGACCCUCAAGCGGACGGACGGCACGACGUACGCUGUACAGAACUCCAUCGAUGGCAACCCCGGCUUCACAUUCAACAACGUGCCCGCCGACAACUAUUGCAUCACCUCUUCGAUACCAGCCGGCUACGACCGUCUCUCGGUCGUCAACAACGACAAUGACUUUGCCGAGGACAACAGCCCACUUUGUUUCCUAUUGUCGGCUGACUUUGUCGCCAACUCUGGCUUCAGGAAACAGCCCAUUGGUGGCGUGAUCACGGUCAUCUCCUACCUGGACGACAACAUCAACAGACGAUACGAUGGAGUGGACGGUGGCGACUUUGGCUCGCCCAUCGAGUCCACCCUGACCAACUCUGACACUGGUGCAUUCAUCGAGAGGAUUGUUGGUUCUGGUGGUCCAGACACUGAGACCAUCAAUGUAUUCAAGACAGUGCCAGCUGGCCACUAUUGUGUCCAGAAUGUUCUACAAAAUGGUGGAGUACCAUUCGCUGCUUGGAACAAUCAAUGGAACAACUUUAAUGACCAAGGCAAAUACUGUUUUGACCUAAUGACAGGUGAUACAACUCUUUAUCAAGCAUCAUCAAUAAUAAACUCUAAAUCAUUUACAUUCAUUCUUCAUUCAUUCAUUAUUUCGUUCGUUCAAUCAAAUACAACAUACAAUCUCACAUUCCAAUUCAAAUAA